CUGACACAUUUAGCAACAGCCGGCUUCCCUACGUCACUUCCUCUUCCUUGUCCUUGCCAGCAGCCUCACCGUUCGGGACAAACACAUGGCUAAACUAAGCAAAGAGACCAAACAGCGGCUGCAGCAGCUGUUCCAGUGCAGCCAGUUCGUUAUCCGAUGGGGCUUCAUCCCGACCGUGCUGUACCUCGGUUUCAAACGAGGAGCAGAUCCAGGAAUGCCUGAACCCACGGUCCUGAGCUUGCUCUGGGGCUGAGGAUCGUCUCCCCACGGCCACCAGACGCUGUGACCCUCCGUCAGAAGAUGGAAGUUAUUCCUCACCUUCCUCUCAUACAUCGUACUGUCCAGUGUGUGAGAGUGAGGCAUGAAUGUUCUCUGCAGCUGUAGUGUUCGUGGCCAUGUGCACAGUACAUGUACGGAGAGUGUCAGCUACAUUUUGGAUUAACAAGGAACAUGAACACUGAAACAUGUUCUGGUCCGUCUGCAGUGUGGCCGUCUGCUGGAAUGUUGGUUUCAACAUUCAUUCUGUCUUUUCUCUUUUUAUUUGUAAUUUAAGAUAUCUGGAAAUAAAUCCACACUGAAAUGUC
This is a messenger RNA of Acanthopagrus latus (yellowfin seabream), 584 nucleotides long. It is a transcript of the gene tomm7, whose product is annotated as translocase of outer mitochondrial membrane 7 homolog (yeast). Gene Ontology annotation, cellular component: mitochondrial outer membrane translocase complex. Gene Ontology annotation, biological process: protein import into mitochondrial matrix. Lineage: Eukaryota; Metazoa; Chordata; Actinopteri; Spariformes; Sparidae. Bases 86 to 253 code for a protein of 55 amino acids. The record is from RefSeq and is a predicted model, not a curated record. The transcript is spliced from 3 exons.